AUAUAGUACCUUCAUAGAAUGCCGAAAAUGACCCAGGAUGGAAAUGUUAUAACAGAGAUGACAUUGCUUUAUUCACCGCCGACUGUAAUGCGGUUGCAGAGAUGAAUUAUGGAUAAGGAAGGACAGUUGCCUUGUCUGCCAAUCAGAAUGAAAAGGUCAGUCAAUAGGGGAUGGGGGAUAAAAUCGUCAUUUCGUUUCAUUGUGCUGAUUGGUUGCUUGCUUCAGUAUCCAUUUUGCCGGACAAAAUCAUUCAUGUGUUUACAGCAGAAGCAGUGAGUAACAAACAUGGCAAACGCGUCAGAAGAUAAUGGAGCUUUCAUGGAGAAAUUUGUGCUAGAACCGCCGCCGGGCUCCUCAUCUAAUCCUCAGCUCCCAUUACACGGCCUCACUUUUGCUGUCAAAGAUAUAUUUGAUGUAGCUGGGUAUGUUACCGGGUUUGGUAAUCCUGAUUGGGCAAGGACUCAUUCCGCCGCAACAUCAACUGCUCCAGCUGUUCUGGAUGUCUUGAAGGAUGGGGCAAAAUCAAUUGGAAAAACUGUCAUGGAUGAGAUGGCAUACAGCAUAAAUGGAGAAAAUAUCCAUUAUGGAACCCCGGUGAAUCCGUGUGCUGCAGAACGUGUACCCGGUGGAUCUUCCAGUGGGUCUGCUGUAGCAGUUGGUGCAGGACUUACAGAUUUUUCAUUAGGAACUGACACUGGAGGAAGUGUGAGAGUUCCAGCCUCGUACUGUGGAAUUUUCGGCUUCCGACCUUCACAUGAUGCAGUCUCUACUUCUGGAGUAACUCCCAUGGCACAAAGUUUUGAUACUGUGGGAUGGUUUGCGAGGGAUCCAAUGAUCUUGAAACGUGUUGGACAUACUCUACUUCAUUUGCCUGAUCAGGAUGCUGCUCUAAUACCCACCCAGGUGAUUGUAGCAGAUGAUUGUUUCGAGCUUUCAAGCAUUCCACAAGAUCGAAUCCCCGGGAUUCUCGUUAGUUCUGUGGAGAAGCUUUAUGGGGCAAAUGUUGUAAAGCAUGCAAUCCUUGGGGACUAUGUUCAAGAGAAAGUUCCAAGUUUGGGGCAUUUCAUGAGUAAAGAAACCAAAACCAAAGAUCAAGAGCACAACAACAUACCAUCAUUGGCAGCACUCUCUACUGCUAUGCGCCUGCUACAGAAGCAUGAGUUCAAGAACAAUCAUGGGGAAUGGGUUACUACAGUGAAACCUGAUUUUGGUCCAGGACUAGCUGAGAGGAUAUGGGAAGCUGUUGAAUCGACGGUGGAACACGUAGAAAUAUGUCGAUCUGUGAAGAGCGAGCUACGAGAUGCUCUUUCAGCUCUUCUUGGGGACACAGGGAUCCUGGCCAUCCCAACAGUUCCAGGUCCUCCACCAAAGCUACAAACAGAUGCUACCACACUCGAAGGAUUUCGCGCCAGGGCUUUCAGCCUUCUGUCCAUUGCUGGAGUAUCAGGAUUCUGCCAGGUGAGCAUACCGUUAGGAACACAUGAAGAUCUUCCGGUAUCGGUUUCAUUGAUAGCGAAACACGGCCAGGAUGGUUUCCUCCUCAAUCUGGUUCAGAAUCUUUAUGGAACUAUCAAAGAACAAGUUCAAGCUGUCCAGAAGUAGUAACAUGCCAGCUUUUUCUCGCCCCUGUGAUUGUUGUCUUUGUCUGGUCAUUUGAUCUUGUUCAUUUCAAUGUAGUGGAGGAAACAUAGCUGUGAAUGUUGUUGAAUGAGACACCAUAGGCAAUUGGUCAAAUUAAAGUAGCAGUUGAUGUUGUCCAUUUGCGUUAGUUGGCUUUCUGGUUCACUGUCUAUUUCUUUUCUUCCCAUGCACCCAAAAUUUGACCAGGAUCAUCGACUCGCAGGCCUGGUGAUUAGUUUAGUUAACACAUGUUUAAUGUUUGUAUAUAAUAUAUGUAGCCAUUACAGCUCCUCUUUUUCCUAAACAACUAUAGUAAUUAGCCCACUAUUAUAUUUCUUUUAAUGGAUUAUCAUCUUUAUUGGUUUUAUAGGGAAGAAUAGGGGACAAGACAGACUGUGGAUUUGUAAUAUUCAAAUUGAGAAAUGACUAACCAAAAUAAAACAUCAUCAUCUUACCUUCAAUCGGAUGUAUUUAUGGAGAUCUGGCCAAACUCAAAGUAAAACUUACUUGGAUGU
This is a messenger RNA of Linum trigynum, 2135 nucleotides long. Lineage: Eukaryota; Viridiplantae; Streptophyta; Magnoliopsida; Malpighiales; Linaceae. The record is from the annotation of a GenBank genome assembly.